This is a messenger RNA of Centruroides sculpturatus (bark scorpion), 3544 nucleotides long. RefSeq names its product EH domain-binding protein 1-like. The coding region runs from base 1 to 3030 and encodes 1009 amino acids. The transcript has 18 exons. NCBI's taxonomy places the organism in Eukaryota, Metazoa, Arthropoda, Arachnida, Scorpiones, Buthidae. Gene Ontology annotation, molecular function: protein binding. The record is from RefSeq and is a predicted model, not a curated record.
AUGGAAUUACCUGUACAGACACUGCAACCAAAUAAGUUGUGUGUUGUUUGGACACGGAGAAAUCGUAGAUAUUGUUCACAGUUUCACAGUUGGGAACCAACAAUUUAUAAUCCAUAUAGAGGAUUAAUUGUAUGGCCUACUCCUGAAAAUAUAGAAAUUACAGUUACGUUAUUUAGAGAUCAACGUAGCAAUCAAUUUGAAGAUAAAGAUUGGACAUUUAUAAUUGAAGAUAUUUCAACGACAGGAAAACGGCGUCAAGUAGCUACAGCUAAUAUAAAUAUGAAACAAUAUGCAAGUAUGAUACCAUUUCAAACGGAGUUAAAAAUAGAUUUCAAACUUUUAUCAAAAAAAGUAUCUUCUGCCUAUUUAAAUCUUAAAUUAUCUUGUGUAUUUCUUCGAGAAGGAAAAGCAACUGAUGAAGAUAUGCAAAGUAUAGCCAGUCUAAUAAGUAUUCAGCUCCCAUUAGAUCAAGAUAUUGGAAAUCUUGAUGACUUUGAUGAUGAACCAGAAUUAAAUAGGGCUGAAACUACGGCAAAAAUUUCAGAUUUAGCUGCAAAGUUUGGUUUAUUAGCUACUGGUCAAGAUGAAAAUCAGGUCGUGGAAAAUUCUAAGCAAAAAGAUGUUGAACAGAAAUCAUUAGAAAUUAAAUUAGAAGAACCAUCACAAAAAGAAAGUGUUUAUCAAGAAGAGAAUUUUACUAAGAUAGAAAAUUCAGAAAAUAAAGUUGAGCUUGAAGAGCCAAAUGUGAUGUCAUCUCUUGAAGAAUUACUAUCCUGGUGCAAGGAAAUUACAGAAGGUUAUCAUGGAGUAAAGGUUACCAAUAUGACUACUUCAUGGAGAAAUGGAAUGGCUUUCUGUGCCAUAAUUCAUCAUUUCCGCCCAGAUUUAAUAGAUUUCUCAAGUCUUUCACCUCAUGAUAUUAAAGGAAAUUGCAAAAUAGCUUUUGAAGCAGCUUUCAAUCUUGGAAUACCUAAAUUAAUUGAACCGUCAGAUAUGGUUAUGCUUCCUGUUCCAGAUAAAUUGGCUGUAAUGACUUAUUUAUAUCAACUACGAGAACAUUUUAUGGGACAGGAUCAGAAAGUUCAGCAAAUAUGCCAAACGAUAGAUUCUUUACAUUCAAUCAGGGAUCAAGAAAGUGAUGAAGAUAGUGCACAGAAUAGUGUUGGACAAAAAGAAGACUCUAAUGAUAUUGCAGAAAAAUUUUCAAAAUGUUCUAGUCAGCAAAGUAAUGUCAUAGAAAUAGAAAAUCUUAAAAAUGAAACAAAUCUUAAUUUAAUAGCUUCACAAAAUCAAAUUAUAAAUACCAUUAAUAAUGUGCCACAUGAAGAAAUAGAUUUAACAACAAAAACUACUCACACAGUAUCUGAAAAUGUGUUGAUUUCAAAAUUAAAGUCUAGUGAUUUAUUAAAACUACACAAAAAGAAACAGGUAGCAAAAGAUAAUCAGAAUAAUUCGAUUACGUCUACACAAAAUAAAAAUAGUGCUCCAUCCAAACCUGACACUACAGAAAAAAGGAUUCUUGGAAAUCAGGAUAAAAUGAAAUUAAUGACAAGAAAACAGUUAAUGAAUCCUUUUGACUCUGAUGGGGAAGAAGAAGAAGAACUAGCUGCACAAAGUGGAAUUUAUUUAAAUAAUGCAGAAAAACAAGUAAAUGAAAAAAAUAGAAAGCAAGAUGAUCAAAUAGAUAACAACAAAAGUGUAUCCUUAUCUCCUUCAAGAGAUAUAACUGAUUUAGAUCUUGAUGAUCUUCAAAAAGAUAUUUCAAAUCCUAUUAUAGGUAAAUUAUCUGCACCUACAUCUAGAGAUAGUUCUCCUGGUGAAGUACCUGGUCUCCUAGAUUUGUCACCAACAAGAUUAAAUAGAGCAAAUUCAGCACCAAAUGGUCAUCCUGGCCAUUUAGUUGAUCAGCGUAAAAGAAUUUUAUCAAGACAUAAAGAAUUAAAAGAAAGAGCACAUCAAUUAUUAGAGAAAGCUAAGAGGGAUGCUACUAAUACAGGAAUAACUCAAAAGACAUCAAGACAACUAAGCGAGCAAGAGGAGGAGCGUCAGAAAGAAUUAAGAAAAAGGGCUAGAAAAUUAAUUGAGGAGGCACGUCAGGGUAUUAAUAAGCCGGAUUUAGGUGGAUUUCCUUUCCCGACUGUUAAUGUCUCCAAUUCUAACAACAAUGUUGAAACUGGUAAUGAUGGUAGCACUUUGAAUACAAACAUCUUAAAUAAUAACAAAAAUGGAAAUGCUGAUUUUCCAGUAUCAUUGCACAUAAAUUCUGCAGAUGAAGAUAAAAGUUUGAACUCAGUUUCUGAAUCUGUCAUAGAAAAAUCCAGAAUUAAUCAAGAUGGAAAUAUUUCAUCUGACAAAAUAACAACUUUGGCUAAAGAAUCAUCAGUUAAUGAUAAUACAAAUGGAAAUUAUCCAUCUUUUAUUCCAUUUAAAAUAAAUGUGGGAAUAAAUGAAGAUGAAAUACCCUACAAUGAAUCUUCAGAAAAUUCUUCUUUAGAUGUAAAGGGGGAUAAAUUAGAUGUAUGCAUAAAUUUUUCUGACAAUAAAGAGAUAAAAUCAAAAAGUUCCUAUGUUCAUCAUGAAUUAGAUGCAUUAGAAAGAGAACAAUUGGAAAUUGAUAAAAAUGCUGCAGAAUUAGAAAAAAAAUUAAGAAAAGUAAUGGAAUCAGGAAAUAGUGUAUUAGAAGAAGAGUUAAUGCAACAGUGGUUUACUCUGGUCAAUAAAAAGAAUGCUUUAAUUCGUCGCCAAAUGCAGUUAAAUAUUCUGGAGAAGGAAGAAGAUCUGGAAAUGAGAUUUCAGUUAUUAAAUUGCGAGUUACGAGCCAUGCUAGAGAUUGAAGAUUGUAAGAAGACCGAAGCGCAAAAGCAUCGCGAGAAAUUGUUAUUGGAAGAGCUGGUGGAGAUCGUCAACAAAAGAGACGAGUUAGUUCAACAUUUAGACACUCAGGAGAAGGCGCUAGAAGACGACGAAAUCGUCGAGAAUGCUACCAAAGGAGCAAUUUUACGACAAGAAAGGAACUGUGCGAUCCAGUGACCGCCCCCUUCCCCGUCCAUGUUGCUCGUUUGCUGAUAUCCCGUCCCUUCUACAGAACUUAAAAGCCUACAUAACGGAAGCAUUCGAAUAUAUAUAUAUAUAUAUAUAUACAUUUAAUAAAUAAAAAAUAUAUAUACACACAAAUAUAUAUAUAUAUAUAACAGACAAGAAUACUUGUACUCUUCUAUUCUCUCUAUCUCUCAUUCUGUGCCGUGCCAUUUUUAACGUGUGUUUAUACAGUGACGCCUUCUGUCCUUAUUUAUAGUUUCAUUCAACCUCGUUGCCGAUUCCCUAGUCAAGGCAUUAACAAUUUUUUUGAAGCCAAGAAGACUUUCUCUUACCUAAUAGAUCUGAAUUUUCUCCACUACAAAUACUAAAACAAGGCAUAAACAGCACACGCGAAGGGAAUUUGUUUUAUUGUUUAAUCCCAAUCAUGUUUUGCUUCAUUGAUAUUGUAUCACCAGACGUUGUCAUUGCAAAUUGUGCUCAAAUAAAAAAAAAUUUUAUACGUUUA